This is a messenger RNA of Annulohypoxylon truncatum, 1293 nucleotides long. Its product is annotated as S-adenosyl-L-methionine-dependent methyltransferase. The record is from RefSeq and is a predicted model, not a curated record. Lineage: Eukaryota; Fungi; Ascomycota; Sordariomycetes; Xylariales; Hypoxylaceae. Gene Ontology annotation, molecular function: O-methyltransferase activity. The coding region runs from base 1 to 1293 and encodes 430 amino acids. The transcript is spliced from 4 exons.
AUGACGGUUACUGCGCUCGCAGACAUUAUCAGGAGGCAAGCGGAAAUACUCGAGACCAGUCUUCCGCGGCACGCUUACACCGAUUACCAUGGCGAUAAAAGCCUCAGCAUCGCGAGGUCAAAACUCCUCGAGGCCUGCGAUAAGCUGAACCAUCUCGUUACCGAUGUAAUGGGCAUAGCCCAAGGCCACCGCGUGCACGCGGCCCUGCAAUACGUGUGCCACUUCCGGCUAGCGCACUUCGUGCCGGCGGACGGCACGCCGAUCCCGUACGCGGAGCUCGCGCGCGCCGCGGGCGUCGACGCCUCCCAGUGCGCCCGCGUCCUGCAGCUGCUCAUGACCUACCACAUCUUCCGCGAGCCGGGCACCCGCAUCGUCGCGCAUAACCGCAACUCGCGCGUCCUGCUCGACGAGGACACCGGAGCCGCCGUCGAGUGGCUGACCCAGGAGUCGUUGCGGUCGAGCGCUUUUUUUACUGAGGCUAGGGCUAUGAGUACUAGGCGGUGGUCCACCGGGGGCACGGGAGGCGUGGGGUUAGACGACGUUGCUAUUGAUUCGGGGAGAGCGAGAGCGGAGACCGCGCUUGGCCUUGCGCCUGGGGCCGUGGAUCAGCCUGCUUUUGGGUUCAUUACGCAGCAGCGCCAGACGACCGAGGAGUCUAUGAAAGCGGAUCGAUAUGCGCGCGCUAUGGCGGGUAUGGCGAAGCGGAGGCAGCUUAGCGCAGAGCAUCUGGUGUCCGGGUUCGACUGGGCGGGUCUGCCUCCUGGCUCAACCGUGGUUGAUGUAGGGGGCGGCAACGGGCAUUGCUCAAAAGCCGUCGCGUAUUGCAACCCGACUCUGAAGUUCAUAGUGCAGGAUGCGAAUGCGGCGUUCGCUGAACAGGUAGGCGUGGAUGAACUAGGAGACCGCCUGCAGUUCAUGACCUACGACUUCUUCACGCCGCAGCCUGCAACGGGAGACGUUUAUCUGCUUCGACGUAUACUGCACCAUCAUUCGGACCAGGAUGCUGUGCGUAUCUUACAGGCGCAGCUCGGCGCUGUAAGGAAGAAACCGAGUUCCAGGAUCGUGGUUAUGGAUAAUAUUGCCAUUCAUAGCGGCACGCUGAGUACGCUUGAGGAGCGCAAGACUAGGACCCUAGAUAUCGCGAUGAUGGCCCUGUUUAAUAGCGUUGAGCGCGACUUGAAGGACUGGAAAGAGCUUUUCAGGAUGGCAGACCCUCAACUUAAGCUCGUCAACGUUACGAGCCCGAUCGGUAGCGCUCUGGCUGUGAUGGAACUUGCGUUGGAGCAGACCUAA